Molecule: messenger RNA, 1497 nt
Organism: Aspergillus viridinutans
Lineage: Eukaryota; Fungi; Ascomycota; Eurotiomycetes; Eurotiales; Aspergillaceae
Exons: 1
Coding region: 1-1497 (498 amino acids)
Source: RefSeq, a predicted model, not a curated record
AUGGCAGGCGAGGAAGACGACAUCAACAGGACGAACAACCCUUCUCCAUCCACCGAAAGAAUCCACGACCACAACCCGUUCGUUGCGUUCCGGCGUUAUGCUGAUGAACAGAUCUCGUCCAUGCUGCAGUCUGUAAUGGGCCUUCCAUCUUCGAUCUCCGCUCCUCAUUCAAAUCAUUGGGCUAUCUUCGCCGAAGAGAACAAUUAUAGAGAGCCCAACUACCGCCAACGACAGACUGGCGAAGGCAAGGACGGUGGAUAUCCCUCAAGCUCCGGGACGGGCGCCUCUGGAAACACAGACAACAUAGGUCAGGAUGACAAGCCACCUGAAAGCUCUCGGUGGCCGCGGUCUGAUGAUCCUUGGCGUUCGCAUCACCAUGGACGAUUCGAUAGACCCUCCGAUUACUUCAGUCUUGACUCCUUCUUCGACUCUUUCUUCGAUAGAUUCUGGUUCGAUGAUCACUUCUCCUCCCGCUUCUUUCAUCCCUUCCAUCAGCCAUUCUUCUUUAACAUGCUGAACGACGACUCCGCAACUUGGCCCCUGGCAUACUUGAUGUUCAGUCCGUACUCUCCACUGCAUCUGGAGCGUCAGGCAUCCUAUCGAGCACACAGAGAGCGAGGGGUCUUCUCUUCACUCAUGUCGUCGUUGAAGCCUACUUCUGCACGCGACCCUGCCGAGCCGCAGUGGCGUGAGGCCUUUGAGGAUCUACUUCGACUCGAGAACGGAAAACCGAUGCUGGACCGCGAACCCAGUACGACACUGGUCAAGAAGGAAUCCGGGACCGAAUGGCUGAAGGGCCUGGUGCAACGUGGCAGCCUUGGCGAUCGGUGGAAGUAUGUUUCAGGACCGGAAGGCCAGGGUUGGUCAGGGAUAACGCUCGAGAGCGCCGAGCCGACAGACAAGGAUCGCUCUCGAUCCGAUGAAAGUCCGACACGGCAAACACAGGCUGAGGCCAGUUGGAAAGAUACACAGACCGCACCCGAGACCGAACUGGACAUGUACGACCAAUUUCUUGCCGAUAUCGAAGCGCGCGAGCGCGAUUUCUUUAAAGGAGUUUAUGAAAGUCCACUUUUGCGGUCUCUCUUGGAGGAGAGACGAAGGCUGAAGGAAGAAAUCGAGCCGUUUGAGAAAGAGGGCCCCAGCAAAGAGACCGAUUCUUGGAUAGAUCUCGUUUCUGAUGGCGACAAGAACACCGUUCCUGAGACUGCCCCCCAGUCGACCUCGGGGGCAUCGACCACUGGCGAGACACGUCCAACGAGCUCAGCCACAGAGCAACAGCCCUACGUAGUUUCCACCCGGACGACGACAGAGCGCAUUCGUCUCUCCGAUGGCUCAAUCCAGGCCAAGACGGUGAAGACCAAGCGGUUUGCGGAUGGCCGAGAAGAAACAAAUGAAUCCGUUGAAGUCAUGAAUCCGCCUCCAAAAUCCCAAGAUUCGGUUGCUGGUCAGGAGGCUCUUGAGAAUCAAAAGAAGAGAGGCUGGUUUUGGAGAGACUGA